CCUGCUUCUAAAGCCUUCCUGGUUAUAUAUUUUUCCUUUGGGUUUGUAUAUGCAGAUAUGUUUUAUACCAACUGCGAUCAUAUAAUCGGAAAAUGCUGGCCGCUUUAGAUCAAUUGAACUUCAGGAUGUCUCAUCGCUUAUCUGAUCGGACCGAGGCACGUGAAGUCACCGCCAGAGAGCAUCUCCAACCCGUCUUCCAUCCAUCUUCUAGGAUUCAAAUUUGUAUAUAAUUCGUAUCGUUCGCGCCAAAGGCCUGGCUGUGCUCUAUGAACUCCUAGGUUUCCUCGUUGUUCAUCAUUAUCCCAGUGCUCGGCUAUAUAGGACGGUGAUCAAGUUACCGAGGUCCACCGAGCUUCUACCCCAGAAACCAGAUAUCCACUCAGCAAACAAUAUCAGAACAGAGAAGCUCCAAGACAUUGCGAGUCGAACUCAGACCAGAAUCAUAUCACCAUGGCAGAAAACGACUACCAAUCAUUCAAGUACUUCAUCAUCCGGUUUCCAGCCGACCAUCAAUAUGUCGCCCACGUGGAGAUCAACCGCCCGGAUAAGAUGAAUGCCUUCUUCGAGGCAAUGUGGAUUGAGCUGGGCCAAAUCUUCGACCGUCUCUCGCAAGACCCCUCCGUCCGCGCCAUCGUCCUCAGCGGCGCAGGCGAGAAAGCCUUCACCGCAGGCCUAGACGUCACCGCCGCAUCGCAGGGCCUCCUGUCCGCGGACGGCGACCAGGCAGUCGAUCCCGCGCGCAAAGCGGCCCAUCUACGCCGUCACAUCGUCUCCUUCCAGGGCUGCAUUACGGCCGUCGAGCGCUGCGAGAAGCCCGUCGUCGUCGCGAUGCACGGCUUCUCGCUUGGUCUGGCGGUCGAUCUGUCCACGGCGGCCGAUGUGCGUGUUUGCGCGCGCGGCACCAAGUUCGCCGUCAAGGAGGUGGAUAUUGGCCUUGCGGCGGAUAUUGGGACGUUGAGCCGGUUGCCCAAGGUGGUUGGGAGCUUUGGGUGGGUGAAGGAGGUGGCGCUGACGGCGAGGAUAUUUGGGGCGGAGGAGGCGCUGCGUGUUGGGUUUGUGAAUCGGGUGUUUGAGAGUAAGGAGGCGGCUGUGCAGGGGGCGCUGGAGAUGGCUGCGUUGAUGGCGACGAAGAGUCCGGUCGCGGUGCAGGGAACGAAGGAGAUUUUGAAUUACUCGAGGGACCACUCUGUGCAGGACGGUCUCAGAUAUACUGCCGUCUGGAAUAGUGCCAUGCUGCAAACCAAGGAUGUCUCAGCUGCGCUGCUAUCCGGGCUGAAGAAGCGUACUCCUACAUUUGAAAAACUGUAAUUACUUGUAUAUUUCUCCAUAAGGAUGUUCCCAGGUGGACUUGCCUGUCUCUCCUGACUCUACUUCUAUUAAUACUCGGACCGAUGCUCCGUGCCUAAAGUCUGCGUUGGGGUAAUGUAUACGAGCGUAUCCCAUCGCCACAUGGUUUGAAGGAUCUGGAUCAAUUCCUCCAAUGAGCCACUGAUUCUGAUCCUGUGGAAUAUAUCCGCCACAGGGACUAUCCAUUGAUCCUAAUGACAGGUGGAAAAUCCAUACAAAUGUACUCCAUACUCCCCCUGCAGCGGGAAAUUCCAC
Molecule: messenger RNA, 1602 nt
Organism: Aspergillus novofumigatus IBT 16806
Lineage: Eukaryota; Fungi; Ascomycota; Eurotiomycetes; Eurotiales; Aspergillaceae
Product: enoyl-CoA hydratase/isomerase family protein
Exons: 3
Coding region: 451-1308 (285 amino acids)
Cellular component (GO): mitochondrion
Molecular function (GO): delta(3,5)-delta(2,4)-dienoyl-CoA isomerase activity
Source: RefSeq, a predicted model, not a curated record